Thlaspi arvense is the source of this 2113-nucleotide messenger RNA. The record is from the annotation of a GenBank genome assembly. Lineage: Eukaryota; Viridiplantae; Streptophyta; Magnoliopsida; Brassicales; Brassicaceae.
GCCUCAUGUUCUUUCCUUAAACCCUAAAAAUAGCAUUUGCAACUCUCCUCUAUAUUAACUCCAUCGAGAUCUUUUCUAUCCAUUUGAUCAAAACUUUGUAAAUACCAAACACCAAAACCCCCUUUCCCCCCAAUAAGGAAAAAAAAAAAAAAAACAGAGCUAGAAGGGGCUCAUAGUUAUGAGCCACACAGUUACAGGCCCCGUCUGCUCCAUUUCUAACAUGUAAAUAGACACAUUAGAAGAAGAAGAAAAAAUAACUUGAAAACUAAAGAAAAGCAGUAAAAAAUGGGGUUUGAUGGUGACAAGAAAAAGAAAUGUAUCAUCGCCGGUAGCGUCUCGGGUUUGCUAGUCAUCAUGGUUGUCUCUGUAGCUGUCGUAACAUCUAAAAACUCUCCCAAUGAAAACGAAAUCCGGAAAACCACCAAAGCGGUUAAAGCAGUUUGUGCACCCACCGACUUCAAAGACAUCUGCGUCAAAAGUUUAAUGAACGCCUCCCCCAAUUCCACCGAGCCUCUCGAGCUCAUCAAACUCAGCUUCAACGUCACCAUCAAAUCAAUCGACGACGCACUCAAGAAAGCCUCUCAAGACGUUAAAUCCAAGGCUGACGAUGACCCCGAAGCAAAGGGUGCUUUCGAGCUGUGUGAGACGCUGAUGAUUGACGCCAUCGAUGAUCUGAGAAAGUGUGUUGAUCACGGGUUCUCAGUUUCUCAGAUUGACGGAUUUGUCGAGGAUCUUCGGGUUUGGCUAAGUGGCUCCAUCGCGUUCCAGCAGACCUGUAUCGAUUCCUUUGAGGAAAUUAAGUCGAAUCUUAUGCAAGACAUGCUCAAAAUCUUCAAAACAUCAAGACAGCUUAACAGCAACAGCCUUGCCAUGGUUACUGACCUCUCCACCAUUCUCCCUAAUUCCAACAUCACAGGACUCACCGGUGCUCUUGCAAGCUACGCUAGAAAGCUCUUGUAUACAGAAGAUGGUAUCCCAACAUGGGUCGGACCAGAGGCACGGCGGCUCAUGGCAGAACCACCGGGUGGAGGACCAACAGUGAGAGCUAAUGCCGUGGUGGCUCAAGACGGAACUGGCCAGUUCAAGACCAUCUCCGAUGCUCUAAAUUCUGUGCCUAAAGACAACAGACUCCCAUUCAUCAUCCACAUCAAACAAGGUAUCUACAAAGAGAAAGUAAUCGUCACCAAGAAAAUGCCUUACAUCACUUUUAUCGGUGAUGGACCAACCAAGACCAAAAUCACCGGCAGCCUCAAUUUCGGUAUCGGAAAAGUCAAGACGUUCCUUACAGCCACCGUCACAAUCGAGGGAGACCACUUCACAGCUAAAAACAUCUGGAUCGAGAACACGGCUGGACCAAAUGGAGGACAGGCGGUGGCGCUGAGAGUCACGGCGGAUUUCGCCGUGUUCUACAGCUGUCAAAUCGACGGUUACCAAGACACCUUAUACGUCCACUCUCACCGGCAAUUCUACCGCGAGUGCACAGUCUCCGGAACCGUAGAUUUCAUCUUCGGGGACGCGAAAUGCAUCCUCCAGAACUGUGAAAUAGUCAUUCGAAAACCCAAGGGAGGUCAAUCGUGUAUGGUCACAGCUCAGGCACGCAGCGACGUCCGUGAAUCGACCGGAAUAGUGCUCCACAACUGCCAUAUAAUGGGAGAUACGGCGUACAUUCCGGUGAAAUCUGUGAACAAAGCAUAUCUAGGAAGGCCGUGGAAAGAGUUCUCGAGGACGAUCAUCAUGAAGUCGACGAUCGAUGACGUCAUCGAUCCAGCGGGGUGGCUUCCUUGGCAGGGAGACUUUGCGCUCAAGACGCUAUACUACGCCGAGCAUCUGAAUAUUGGGCCUGGAUCUAAUCAGGCCCAAAGAGUUAGAUGGCCCGGAAUCAAGAAACUAUCGCCUGAGGAGGCUCUACUAUACACUGGCGGCAGAUUCUUACGUGGCGAUACGUGGAUCCCACAAACCCAAGUUCCGUACAUCGCGAACAUGUAGGAGAUACCAAAUCUGUAAAUGAUUUUAUUUUACAUGAUUUACAUCUUUUGUUUUUCAUGUGUUCUUGUGUAGAAUUGUUUAAAGAAUGAUUAAUUGACUCUUUAAUUUACUGCCCAUUUCAUCGUGA